Molecule: messenger RNA, 4686 nt
Organism: Cinara cedri
Lineage: Eukaryota; Metazoa; Arthropoda; Insecta; Hemiptera; Aphididae
Source: the annotation of a GenBank genome assembly
AUGAUGAAAGGAUUUGUCGCUUUAUUACUCGUGUUCGCGGGUCUGAUCGCGGGUAAGUAAACUAAUAACUCGUAUUAUGUUAAUCGUUACGAAAAAAAAAAAAAAAAUAAAUAAACUAAUAUUAUUUUACGGGCGGUAUAUACGGAAUAUUAUUGAGCGAUCUGUUUUUUAUUCUUUCUCUCUAAAAUACCAGGACAUUAACAACGUUGAACACAGCGUACUUUUUUUUUUUCUACAUCGAAAUUAUUCAUUUCGGUAUUAUAACAUUCGUACGAACGAAAUUGUUAUUAUUAUUCACGAUUAGAGUUAGAUAUAUAUGUAUAUAUAAAUACGCGAUAAUUUAUUAUUCCGACUAGCCCAUGAGGUCUACUCGACCGGCAAACGAUCGAUAAAAACAUUAUAUCGUAUGCCCGUGCCCGCAGUAGGUUAAUAAAGUACAACGAUAUAAUAUUCUUGCAGGAGAUGUUUAUGUGUACUCGAUUCGGCGGGGGGAAAAAAACGCCCGAGAAAAAUGCAUAAUUUACGACGAAUAAUAUUUCAUUUUCGAUUCAAAUACAUUUUAUACAUACACGAGCAAAAAAAUUGCAAAAUAUCGUACAGAUAUUAUAAUAAUAGUCGGUACGGCUAAACGUGUCGAAAAUCUGUGAGACCACAGUCGAAAUUCCGUAAUACACGUAGGUAUUGUGAUGGCCAGUUUGGCGUGUGUAUCGGCCAACUCAUAUCCGGGGAUACCAAAAAGAUAUUCAGAUUCUUAAAAACAACUAAUUUAUUCAAUUCAAUAUAAUAUUAUCUUCAAACGUUUUAAACUACCCAUAACCUAACACUUAUCUAAAAAAAAAAAAGAAAAAAAGAAAAAGUGAAACGCUAAGUUAAGUAUUCAUUCUGUGUGUAAUAUUCAAGUGUACAUUCUGUACGUAAAUCAAUGAUAAAUAUUAAUAGCCAAUAGUCUUUGUUGUUGUGGCUCUAUUUAUAAUAAUAAUGAUUUAAAAAAAAAAAUAAAAAUAAUAAUAAUAAAAAAAUAUACGUUAGAACCGUGUGUGUCGUGUACCGGCAGUUCAAUAUUUCUCUGUCGACAAUUAGCGUACAUUAUAAGUGGCUCGUGUGAACUGCAUAAUGCCACUCAACAAAAAAAUCACAGAGCCGUGGCGCAUGCGAGUACUCGAAAACAUUGUAAUAUAGGUGUUGUUUAUAUUGAUCUCGUUGCGUAAAAUAUUUAUAAUAAAUAAUGAGCCGACAAUAUAUCGGGCGUAGGUGUUACGUAUUGUAUUAUUAUAAUAACAAUAACAAUAUCAAUGCGGAGCUUACUUCUAUAAGUAACCGUAGUCCGUAUAAGUACCGAGGGAGUCAGUCUGUCAAAACCUAAGGGGGCGACAAACACCAAACAGAAAUAAAACAACUUAAAAACCAAGAACCAACAAAAUUACUUUUAUUAAAUGACGAAACAAACAUAAACUUUACAUAUGAACAAUUAAACAAAUAUUCUAAAACAAAAACCGUAAAUUGCGUUUUUGCGAACUAAAUUUUCCAACUACUUUUGCAACAAACUCAGUGUCGCUAUGGACUUUUUGUCUAUGAUCACUGAGCAUACACAGUCCAUCCGACUUAUAUUCUCCCAUAGUACUUCUUGUCUUUAUCAUUAGAAAUAUUAAUUCGUUAUAACUAAAACAAAUGCAAAAUUUCAAUUUUCAAUUUUUGACAUGUCACCCCCUCGCACCCCUUGAUGAACGUCCUUGGCACUGAGUACUCAUACAUACUGGUUGUCCCGCAAGGAUUCGACAAAUGCAAUAUAACUUUUGUUUAGUUCAACAUUUUUGAUUUUUCUUUAAUAAGUAAAAAAGACUUGAGAUAUGAUGCUUCUAUUUAAUAUUUUUAUAUUUUUUUGCUAACUAAGAAUACAAAAUUUAAUUUUUGAAAAAGUUGUUUUUACAUAAUUCAAAAACGUCAUUUUAGAUAAAAUAUUAGUGUUACAAAUCGCCAAGACUAUAUAAUUCAUUGAAGUUUAUACAAAUCAGUAAUAAAAUUAUUUUUCAUCGAAAAAUUGGUAAAUCAAUGGAUAUUAGUUUUUGAAGUUUAAUAUAAUGAUUGGUGGCCAUUGUUGGAGGGUGAGAAGUUUGGAAGGUAGGGUAUAGGUGGGGAAUUUAGUUCAUAUCUGGAGCGAAGUUUCUUUUGUACAUGUACGUAAAUUUUUCCGUUUUUCCUACGUUUUUAUUAUGAAAACCACUUGGAAAAACGAAAAAAUGACCAGCUUGAAGUACCACCCGUGUACAAUUUUCUUCCUUUGAAAAAUAAAUACAAGAACAAAAAUCACUAUAAAACCGAUGCAAUCUUCGCUGCGCUCCGAAUUUAAAAAUAAAAAUAAAUACAUAAAUAUCGAACGACGAAAGUUAAUGCGUUUGCCGGGUCUUUUUGCGACUGCGAUACCCUGUACGUAUAAUUAUAUACACGGCUAUUACGCGCAAUAUAUACUCGAACAACGUAACCAAGUUCUUCCAUAAACUUCAAAGCCGUACAUGCAGUGCAUAAUUUACUGCGCGGGAGGUAUUAUUAUAGUAAUAUUAUACACAGUCGUAGUUUCUCUACGAGUCCGUAAUAUUUGAUAAUAUCACUCUAGUAAAUAUUUCGCAGGUAUACAACUAAAAUACAAGUAUAUUUGAUGAACGGUUUGCGCGGGUUAUAAUAAUACAUUAGGCAAACGGAAAUACGUGUAUAGUCGACGUAUUAUUAUUAAUAUUUUUUGAGGGGUACGUUAUCAUUGCGUUUUUUUCUAUUCAAAAACAUGUCUUGCGGGGAAAGCGCUCAUAUUUCGCAUAAUUCACUACAUUGUUAAAUUUCAUUUUUUUAUAAAUAAAAGACUUCCUAUACGGAGUGUGCGCUGAACUCCGUUUUUCAACAUUUUCGUCUUAAACUCUGAAUAAUAAUGCCUUACUGUUAAAAACAAUAAGGUCAACAUUUAAACUGUACAGUUUACCAACGUUUUUAUACCGUUGUUCGAAAUCAAAUGAAAAAUCCGAGUUCAAUGACGCCCGUAAAACACAUGGAUUGCGUAUAAAUAUGAGAAAAAAUCAGAUAGGCAAAUAUACUAUGCCGACAAUGCAUUCCUUUUCCCGUGAAGUAAUUUUCGUCCAUAAAAAAAAGGCCGUACUCUUUCAACCCCCGUCCUCUUAAAUAUGUAUCGGACAGUGGAUUGGUGGUAAAGUCUUUAUCUUAAAUUUUAAAAAAAUCGAAGAAAAUUCGAUACACCGGGCGUCACAAGAGAUCAAACAUUUCUUAUAAAAUCAUGUUGUAGAUAAUAAUUUAUACUCUAAGCCCCUGACGGUUUUCCAUUGUUAUUUGCUCGUCAAAAAUUAUUUGUAAUGCGGGUGAUAAAAUAGUUGUAUAGGUUUAAGAUUUUGAUACCGAACCGAGUAAAUUUAUUGGUUUUACUGCGGGUCUGCGGUGCAGGAGAAAUAAUGUAAACAUUUGACUCCAAUCAUCGACAUCGGGGGUAUAUUCCGAUAGCGAGUUUUGUCUAGUUGACACGUAGUUGGACAGGUGAGUUUUCGAUUUUCCUUGUGGUGUUCUUAAUAAUGGGGAAACCCCGAGAAAAAAAUAUGGGAAAAACGGGAAUAUUUAUAAUUUAGUGUCUGUUAGUAUAAGUUUCGUUUUGUUUUGUUUUGCUUUUUUUUUUUGCAAUUCAGUGAAAAAUAAUUGUCGAGACCUGAAUUUUGCACCGAACAAUGCUUGUAAUAAUAAUAUAUCACACUUUACAGACGCGGUACAACAUGUUUACAAAACAUGCUGGCGUUUUUCGAGUCAAUUACAGUUGUUUGAAGUUGGUUUUUUCGGUAUUAUGCGGACGGAAUUGAUUUGACACAAAUUCGAUACGACGCAUGGAUUCAUGAUAAUUAUUGUAUAGAUUUACUUAGUAGUAAAAUGCGUAAAAUACACGACCGUUAACGAUUUGAUUUGUUUCGUUAUUAAAGAUUUGCGUACUUUAGAAAACCAACAAUAGACAUUUAUCAAGCUAUUAUAAUACUAACCGGACUCCGCUCAGAAACGUUUUUCGUUUUUAAUGCUUUGUCGUUGCAAUCUAAAUCACCUUGACAAUAAUAUACGUAUCAUAAAACCUACCGCGUUUCCGAGACUUUUUCCUGUUUAUAGCUCGGAGAGUAUCGAUUUAUUCGAUCGAACAUUGUCGUCAACCAACCCCCCUCCCCUCCCUCCGCAGUCAGUCGGUGUGGUGCGCGACUAAACUCCCCGGGGACGGAGACCGUCGGGAAAUUAUUGUCGUUGGCGCUUUUGAUUUUAGGACUGCAGCCGUGGCCGGUCGACGACAACGACGACGACGCGUCAACAGCAGCAGCAGCCGCCGCCGCCGCCGCCGUAGGCCCGCGCACCGGGUGCCAUCCCGAGACGAUCGCGGGCCGGUACAAAUCCGCCGCCGGCUACCGCGACGCGACGGUGGGCCCGCGGCGGUACGGGUCGCCGGGCGUCGAUCGCGGCGAGGACACGGCGGCCGCCGGCAAAACUCUCGGGACGCCGCGCGCCGUACGCCGCCGCGGGCAGUCGAGGACCGCGCUUAGCAAAAUCGAAAAGUUCAUUUUGAUCGCCAUGAACGCGUUUUUCGAAAAGAUGGAAAUGGCCGGGCACGUGGCCGCGUUCAAAAUGAAAUACCUCUUCAAAACGCUGAUCAAGCCGCUGAUAUGA